AUGGAAACCGACAUGACUGCCGCCAAUGGCAUCGCUAUGGCCGUCGAGCAGUUCUACGAAGAGCGCAAACAGGGCGACCUCCUACCGUUCUGCUGGCGGAACCAGGACUGCGGCAGCUGUCUUCGUGCUGCGGAUUUUUGCAGUUGGUGCGCAUUUUCGUCUACCUGCGUGCCGAAUACUUCUCCCUUCCCUCUCCUUGCUCCCUUGACAAAUAGCUCGAUAUGCCCACUCGGCGCUAAAGAGAGGUGGGAGAUACGUACCCGUCCAUUUGGAUGUGCGGUUAGCUCCGCUACGUUCCUCACAUGCAUUGUCUCGGUGAUAGGUACACUGCUUCUGGUGGUUGUUGCAUACCUUGCUUACCAGAUGUGGAUGGCGAAGAAGGAUGACGAGGAACAGCAACAGCAGGAGGGAGGAGACGAGCAGCCUGGAGGCGAUAGCUACGGGACUGGUGGAGGGUACGGGGGUACCCAGUUUGGAGAAGAGGGAAGCGGAGAAGGCAUAGGAGGAGCGCUUCCUGGCCUUGUAGGCGGUAUUUCGAGCUGGAUGGGACAAGGACAGGAGCACAGAGCGCCAGAAACUAUACCAGAGGAAGACGAGGAGCAGGAGCAAAAUGAGCGCUCGCCUUUGCUAUGA
Trichophyton benhamiae CBS 112371 is the source of this 633-nucleotide messenger RNA. RefSeq lists its product as uncharacterized. NCBI's taxonomy places the organism in Eukaryota, Fungi, Ascomycota, Eurotiomycetes, Onygenales, Arthrodermataceae. The coding region runs from base 1 to 633 and encodes 210 amino acids. The record is from RefSeq and is a predicted model, not a curated record. The transcript is spliced from 2 exons.